AUGAUAUCGUAAGUUAGUUUUUUAGAUAUAUUGUAAUUUUAGGUUUGAUGAAUUAAUGAAGAGAAGAGCAAACAAUGUUGACAAUGAGGCUGAUCUGAUAUUGUGUAGAGGAGAAGGCCGAUGUGACUUAGAUUUUAAUGACGAAAAACUAAAAGAAGAACUUUCAAACAUGCACAUUUGUGACACUCACCGUCAAGAGCUAAGUACAAAUUGGGAAAACAUAAAGUACAACCACAUACUGAGAAUGAGACAACACGGGUCGCGAGUUUCAUCGUGUUCUUUUCCUAAAGAAUUGCAAGAAAACUACAAGGCGCAUGCUUCACGAAGAUAUUGGCUCAGCAAGCAAGAAGCAAAUGCAUUUUUGAAAGAAGAAGGCGUCCUCAUGCACAUUGGCAUCCGUAAGUUACAUAUAAAAAUACAAAUUUUACUUUAGCUUUGUGCCACGCUCACAAACAACAAGUAAUGUCUGUCCAUUGCCAAAAAAUUUGAACAAGCCCUUGAAGGAACAUGCUCAGACAGUGCUAGUGAUUACGAAGAAGACCGCAACUGCGUAAGUAAUUGAAAAGUAUAAAAACGUUUUUUAGAAAGUAGAAACUGGACAAGAAGAAUUUGUGUGUAGAAGCCUCAGAAGUUUUGCUGCUAGUGUUGGUAUAGAACAUGCGAUAGCUACAAAAGAAUACAAAUAUAUGGACAAAUCUACGCAAAGAAGAAAAGUUUUUCAUGCCCGAAAGCUUUUUAACGUGAUGUCAAACUGUAUGGUGGGACAAGAAGGGGCGUCAGAAUUUAGAAAAAGAGUCAUCGAUAAAACUACAAAACCAGUCAACGUGAACUUUGAUUUUGAUAGAAUCACUGCAGAAGUUGCGAAAUUGUAUUACAAUGCUGACAACAGGCAAGAGCGACUUCAGACGUUGAGCAUUAUUUCAACGGUUAUGCCAUACAGUAGUGUUGUCAAUGUAAUUCCCGGAAUUACGAGAUAUGCGUUUUACACAUCACGGUUGUUAUCAAUCCAAAGAACAGAAGACUUAGAAGUUAAUCAUCAGAAGAUAUACAGACAACGAUUGACAAAACGACAACUCAACGAGUUCGUCAGCUUUAUAACAAGGUAAAAUUUUAAGAUAGAUAUGCCAUUGUCUAUAAAAUGAUAAUAUUUUUAUACAGACAUACAUUUGUUUAAUUUUAGUAGCCAUGUACAAGUUGGUCUACCCUACGGCACAAGGAAGGCCACAUUAGCCGGCGAGUCAAUCGAAAUCCCAAAUGUUCUACGUCUUCAUCGCAACGCUGUUAUUUUUUCGAUGUAUACUAAUUACUUGGAGGAAAAUGACAUGUCUGAACUAAAAAUUAGCAAAACCACUGCGUUUAAAAUUUUGAAUGUAUGUUCUGCUUCAAAGCGACGUUCUUUGGUAUGUGUGGACAGCUACUUAGUGGACCUUAUAUACGUAAGUAUAAUAAGAAAAACACUGAACUGAUUAUUACAGGCUUACGAUGAAUUGAUUGACAUGUUACAUCAAGACAGCUCAUUUGACGCCACUACAAAGAAAGAAUUGGAAAAUCAACUACGAGCAGGAAAGUUGUAUUUGCGCACUGACUUCAAGCUGCAUUUGAAAGAGGUAUCUCGUAUCUCUGACCAUUGCGUUUCUUUUGCUUUGAGCGAUCCAAAAGACAACCGUUAUUCUGUUGAUGAUUCUUCUCACAAACACGAUUUUUAUUGCCCAAGAUGUGAGCAAGUUAAAACUACAGUUGAAUUAGUAGUACAAAAUGUCAAAAAGCAUAUAACGGACAAUUCUACAUUACCGUUCUUGAAGAAAAACAAGCCAAGUUAGAAGAAGCCGUCAACUCCAUACAAGAGUUUAAGAAUCACCACUUAAGAGCCAGACAUUCAGAAACUGUAAGAAUAAAGUUAAUCGACGAGAUGGACGACCAGACAGCUUUUCUCACUCUUGACUUUAGUCAGAAAAUCUUGCCAACAAGUCACUACGAAAGCCAGACGGAUUACUUUGGAAAAAGAGGAUUUAGUUGCCAUGUUACUCAUGUUCUCAAAAAGACACAAGGAGAAGUUCAACAGCAUAGUUUCGUGCAUUUAUUUGGCACGGAAACUCAAGAUUCUGUUACGGUACUAGCUCUCCUUCAAAACGUUUUUGUGACGUUAAGCAAGCAUGGUGUGAAAAAGAUUAUUGUGAGAAGCGAUAACGCAGGUAAGUGCCUAUUUUAAAAACCUUUAUUUAUAAAAAAUAUAUUCGAAUUAUUAUAGGGUGUUAUCGGUCAGCGUACACUAUAAUCGGAAUAACUAAAAUUGCUGAACAAAGCGGAUUGAGUGUACUGCAUUACACAUUCUCAGAAAGUCAAGCGGGUAAAAGUUCAGCUGAUAGAAUUACUUCUGUUGUUAAAAGAAGACUCAAAAACUACGUAGAUGACAUGGGAAAUGCUAGAACGCCAGAAGAAGUAUUUGCAGCAAUGACUUCGGUAAGGUCUACAGGCAUAUCAGUUCACCUGAGUAAUCUCAUCCGGAAUGGAAAAGAACAAAAUCUAAAAAUUCCAGAAAUAAGUUUUUUGAGUCAUUUUGAAUAUACUGAUGACUCGCGCUUAAUAAUGUAUAAACAUUACAAAAUAGGCAAUGGAGGAAUUUUUACGUGGAAAAAAGAAGAAAUCGAAGUAAAGGGGCGAUUAGAAGUAAAAGCCGAGGAUAUUUCAUCAACAGAUUUUUGGUACAGCAACGAAGAUAAAUUAUUGGAUGACAAUAUUUUUGUAGACAGUAAAAGCAAAAUGGAUAUAGAUGAUGACAACCUUGACCUAAUAAAUGGCCGCAGUUACUAUCCAUGCCCAGAAGAAACAUGCAACUCUAUCUUCCAAAAAUAUUGAAAUCUUAAGCGCCAUGUACUAGUUGGCAAACAUAAAACUACUCCGCUUCAGCUAUCUACGGAAGACACGGUACUGGGAAUGUACAAACAACGGUUAGAAGACAUGGAUAUAAACAAAAUUUUACCUAGUGUAAGAGAUAGCGUUUUGGUAACAAAUUCGGAAUAUUCAUCAAUGGCAAAAGGAUGGGCUUUGAAGAAAAGGAAAAGCAACAAAAGGUUUACCGAAAACGCUAAAAAAACUUUGGGUAUAAUGUUUUCGGAUGGAGUUGCCAACAAAAAAAAUGGGAUCCUAAAGAAGCAGAAAAAGAAAUGUUGA
This is a messenger RNA of Bursaphelenchus okinawaensis, 3171 nucleotides long. Lineage: Eukaryota; Metazoa; Nematoda; Chromadorea; Rhabditida; Aphelenchoididae. The record is from the annotation of a GenBank genome assembly.